AUGGAAGAACGUACAGUCAGCGGAGUUCAUCCAGUCGAGCUGUGUGUUUACUCUGUUCUCUCGUCAGAUUUAGACGAAUUGUAUCAUUCCAUCAAUCAACUAAGAGAAUCAGAAGCUUUUUUAAUAUUGUCUGUAAAGAAGAUUCGAGAUUCUUUGAAGAAAGAACAUCGGAUACUUUAUGAGAAAGAAUUAUUGAGGAAACCCCUAGAUAAGUUGAAGACUCUACAGAAGAGAAUGGACAUACUCUUGAAGAGAUACGAGGAAAUAAAAAGAAGAAAUAAGAAGCUGAUAGAGGGGCCAUGA
Messenger RNA from Naumovozyma dairenensis CBS 421, 303 nucleotides. RefSeq names its product Snn1p (gene SNN1). Bases 1 to 303 code for a protein of 100 amino acids. The record is from RefSeq and is a predicted model, not a curated record. The transcript has a single exon. Lineage: Eukaryota; Fungi; Ascomycota; Saccharomycetes; Saccharomycetales; Saccharomycetaceae.